UAGGCUACAGGCUUUCCUUUUGUCUGUGAAUAGACAUAUAACGAUCGAUCUGGCAUGGGGGACGUUGUCCACGGUCCACCACAACGUUGAACUAUGGUGUAGGGGAUGAACCCAUGCCUUCUCCUGUCGCAUUACGACUUGAAGAAAUUAGCAGAGCUACAAAUGUACAAUUGUGAUGAAUGGACAGACGUGCCGGGUUCUGCCAAGAGAUGGGAGGCGCUUUUCAAUCGAUGGCUUUAAUUACCGUCAAUGGUGCCUUUGCUCACCGCAGUCCUAAACCGACCAGCUCAACCAAUCGUUCAUAACAAUGAGUGAAAUUUGUUGCAGGAAUUCUUCCGCACUCAUUUGGCAAUGAACGCCACGGUGUAAAGUCACGUGAGGUGCACGCGCUCCUCGGAAUCACUGGAAGUGUCGUCUGCUCCGUUCGUGUUUUACAGAUCAUUGCACGAACACGGAUAAAAAAGGAAUCGAAAUCUUCAACUAUUUUGUGACACUCUUUAAAGGGCAAUUUCGCGAUUCGGUUGUAGGAUACGGGGCCAUUAUGAGAUUGAAAACAAACUUAUAAAGGUGUUCCUGCUAGGUAUUGGCAAUUCCAGGAACAUCGAAAAUCGAACAAUGUACAACCACAUCCAUCAAGCAGAAGUAGUCACAGCGACACCGUCAUCAUAGAACAAGGAGCUUAAGUUUAAACAGACAGACAGCUGGAACCAAGGUUAGCCCAAAUACAUCAAACAUGCCAUUAUAAUUACUAUAAAAAUUCGGAUCAAAAGCGCAAAUGGCUCAAAGAUCUGCUUCCAGGUGCACUUCUCGUCUUUAACGACAGCUGAACGAGAUCUACACCUGUGUAAGGACUUUUAAUCCUCAAGCAUCUCCUAUAUCUCACCCAGGAUUCUAGCCUCAUCUUCCAUUCACUGACAGGCUUGCGUGGUCCUGCGAGUUCCUCACAGAUUGGUGACAGGGAGCCUGGCCAUAAGAGUGUUUACCUUGCCGGCAGGUCGGAAGUAUCUUCUCCGUUAGCUACUGAUGUUGUUGGAGCUCCAUGGUGCUUGAAGCUUAACUUCAUCAAUUUCCUGAAUCAAGGCUGCUUGUGUGUGAUCGGAUCCCCGAGUAGAUGCAAAUAUGGACAGACAUGAGGAACGUAACCUUCCAGAUGUCACAUGAUCAGUUCGAUGAGAUAUGAUUGGUCGCCAAAAACGCAAACGUCAACGCCACACAAAGGAAAACGGAAGAUUUGUAAGGGUUCCAUGACGCCAUGCUGUAAAUUAUGGAACCAACUUGCUGAAUAUUGCAUGCUCAGAAAUCAUUGGACUUAUUGCAAGGCAAAAAAGUGAUGAGCGCAAAGACUGACGUCUGCUCCCGGUGCAGCAGACGACAAUAAAAAAACAAAUAGAGUUUUUACGAGGCCAGUGAUAGAUCGAGGCUGGCAAAAGGGAAUUUUAAAUGCAGACUUUAAGACAGACGAAAACUUCAGCUUGUUCACCGAUCUAGAAGUUUUAAUAUUAGCAGGCGGUCUCAUUUCAAAGGAAAGUCACCGUUGAUUUAAAUGUCCAGAUGUAGCAGACAACGAUUUCAAUAAGAAACCAACAUACGCAGCACUAUUUUAUCACAGACCGCACGGUCUACAUUGUCUUUGAAGUUGCUCUUAGCUUCACAGAAGAAGGCAUUUCAAACAGUGAGCAAACAAUAUUCGUUUAACUUUAUCAUUGACGAAAGGUCAAGGGGUUUCUGCAGCAGAUGUCAUUUAAGAAAAGCAAGUGGGGCUGCAAAGGUAACAUGCGUGGAAGAAGCUUGGCAAACUUCAGAUACGUGAUAUAGAGAAGCUCUUAAGAUGCAUAUGGUACAGAAAAGCCUAAAAGCCUUGUAAGUGGAAGCUUAGGAGUUUGAUGCUUUUCAUCCUGUGAUGGUUGAUUUAUGGCUUUCUGAUGGACAUAAACGACUUGUAACUGAUGCAAACACCCAUUGCAAAGUGCCCACGAGACAUCAGGAAUGGGAUUUACGUCAGUUGAAAUAGUUUUAAUGUAAUGAGACCCAUGACAUUAUGGUUUAAGGAGCUUAUGUAAUUUCAAGUUUUAUCGAGCCGAUCAUAUUGCAAAUUGGCCUGUCUCUCAAACAUAACUAUAGAUAUUCUGUAACUGGCACUUUUUCUUGACUUCUCAAUCUGUAAUCGUUAUGAUAGUUGUUAACAGAGGAUACACUUUGGAAUUAUAACCACGCUAUCAUUUAAUUAGAAGGGCGUGUUUACAUUAAUUGUACUUUUUUACAUUACUGUGACCUUAACUGUAUGAGAAAUGGACAUCGCAAAACCUAAUGUCCUGAGAAGCAAUAUCCCCAGCGUCAGAUACGCCCCGAGGAUGAACAGGUGUUGAUUGCAGACGAGGAUCUCAUACAAUUGACGUUUUUUUAUAUAAAAAACUCAUUUAGCCGAGAGUAAUCUGGUAGACGUGGAACCUAAAGGGAGCCAAGUGCUAGGAGACGCAGGAAUUGGGUAAAUCUUGAAAUAUAAUUACAGUAAUUAUAUCGUAUUUCUUCAAGGACAAAUUGACCGUGUAGAGAUAGGACCGUAAAUCAGCUUGACUUGAAUAUUAGUCAAUGAAAUCGUGCCACAGUAUGAUUAACACAGGGAAUGGACAUAAUUCCAUCUUUGGCGUGUGUAUGAUCAAAUGAAAUUGAUUGUUUAAACGACGUCUGUUGUUUUACAUACAGGCACGCAUUGUUGCUGAUCAAGCAUCAUAUUUCAGUCUCAUAGGGGCCUCACCGGCACUGGCUUGUAAUUUUGGUCUCAUUUGGCUUUGUAUGGACUUGGGUUGGACGCUGUGAAAUCUCCGUGGAGCUGGCUGCACGUUGCGGUGGAAAACGCCCAUGUGAGGCUUUAAACCUGAUUACUGUGGCCAAACAUGAUUAUUGGUUUUGCACGAAGCCAUGCGCUUGAUCUUAGACAGAUACAGACGAAUUAAACUACAUUCACUUCCCUGGACAUACAGACGAGACAACGGUACAGCAUCAGUUCCUCAGCAAAACAAAAUGUCUUAAGGGAAUCAUUUUAGUAAAGUUUUGGAGUAUUUUUUUUUAUAGUUUGAAAUAACUGAAAGGCUGAUUGGAGUUCAUGCAUAUGACUAACAUCUGUUGCUGUUCAGGCGCGACAGAAACGUUUUCGUCGUUGUGGCAGUAACUGCUAGUUUGGCAUUUGGGCAUGAUAGGUCCAGAGGGACUUAACUAUAUCGGCUGCAAGCGCUGCUAACUUAAUGAACGCGUGCCUGUGAUGUGACCAUAUCGAUAGAUACAGAGCUAUGGAAUAUAACGUUACUUCAACUGCUUCCAAUUUAACCGACUGGGCUGUGGGAAACAACACGACCACAGGGAUGUCCAAUUCUACAAUUGUGUCGGCUGUGUGGACGUCGGAGAUGUCACAUGCGGCGUCAGAGACGACAUCUGUGGCACCAGAAACAUCAUCUUUUGUGACAGAUGCGUGGACGAACACAGUAACAGACUUGUGGACAAGUGACGUUUCGUCUGAAAGUAUGUCGUCUGCUUUGUCUUCGGACUUGACGUCUGCUAAUUGGAUAAAGGAAACAACGUCUGCCGUGACCAAUUACUUCACUGAAACGUUAACAUACGUUGGCAACGACACAGUUGGUUACAAUCGGACGACACCGCCUGUGAUAGACUUUGUAACAACAGCCACCACUGUUAUCACGUACAUAACAUCACACGAAGCUUACAAGGGAAUACCAAUUGAUGCACUCGUGCUAAAAACAGUCUCACUAGUGCUCAUAGCAUUAUCUGGAGUUGCUGGCAAUGGGUUCAUCAUUUACACAAUUGUCAAAGAAGGUAAUCUCCAUCGUCCGCCAUUUUAUUACCUGCUAAGCCUUUGUGUGUCUGACUUGUCCCGAGCAGUGUUUUGUGUUCCUCUCGUGCUAAUGACGGUUCUGCAAGGGUCUGUUUGGAAAUAUGGAACAUCAGCUUGCAAACUCUUUGCCUUUGCUAACUCCUUCUUCAUCUACAGUUCAUCAGGAGCUAUAUUAGCUAUAUCAAUAGAUCGCCACUUCUCAAUUGUGUAUUCCAAAUUUUACAAACGGAGAUCCAGAGGACUGGUUAACCUUAUUGUGGUUGUUGUUGGCUGGACGAUCGCUUUUGCAAUGUCCUUCCCCCCUGUGGUAGGAAUAGGUACAUACGUCUUCAUUCCAGAGGAAAGCCAGUGCACCUUUCAUCAUCGAUACUACAAGUCAAACGAUACGCUUGGAUUCAUGCUUGUGUUCUCCGUUAUUGUCUUCGUAUCUGUGUUUCUCUACUUGCGGGUGUUCUCCUUUCUGAGGUCUCACAGGAAGAUGCGACCGCUGGAACAUCAGCCUGCUCGGAGUUCCAACUGGACAUUUUUUGGCCCGGGGGCUAAUGGACAAGCACUUGUUAACGUCAUGAAUGGAUUCGGUGCCAAUCCGGCGAUGAACCCGCUACGUAUGCAGGUGCGUCCAAAUUUUGGUAGGGUUGUGAAUUUGCAUAUUGUGAAAAAUGAACACCUCACGAGGUUAUUUUUUGUCGUAACCUGUUCGUUCAGCUCGCUGUGGUUUCCCUAUAUUGUGCUUGCGUUUUGGCGAAUGUUUGGUGACACUGGAACAAUUGGAUCGGUGUUCGUGACCAUUGCUGCUUGGCUAACAUACACCCAGGUGGCGCUGUGCCCUCUUAUGUAUAUUGUGUCACGUGGACCAAUCAGGAAGCAUUCUCGGACAGUGCUUGAUGCAAAUGACAAGAAGGAGUUUCUUUUGGAAACAAGGAACAGGAAAUGAACGAAUCAAUCGUUCUGUGAUAGAUUCAAUAAACGUUAUAUGCUAUUUCAGUAUUUACCAUAUAAACGCAUUUCUUGUAUGAAGAUAUUGAUGAGAAUGUAUAUGUAUGCCAUCCGUGGAAAGUGGAUAGAGAUAAUAUUAUUAUUUUGAUGAUAACGCUUUUUAUCGACUCAAGAGACGCCAAUGCAUUACAAGAAUAUGUUUUACAAAGUAAAGAAAACAAAUUAUAAAGGAUUUUUUUUUAAAUCUUCGGAACGAGUUUCAAUCUCGAUUAGGUAGCAUGUCAUAAUUCCCGAGCUAGUUAUUUUACUCAAUUCUUCAAAUAGAAUUAUUAGAUUUGUUAAUUCUACUCCUAUUGCUGCAAAAACAACAUGAUUUCCAUGACUGUCAUAAUACGGUUUGACAAACGAGCAAGUCAUAUCUGACAACCAAUUUGGACAUCAUGUCUGCUCAACUGAAAUAUUCCAUAAUCCUUUUGAGAUGACUACUCUACGAAAUGUAUCCCAAAACGUUGUUAGUGAACGCACAAUUGCAGACAUCCAACGACCAAAUUUACUUCCAGACCGUGUUCCUUGAAUGCCGCUUUUUUUGUUACAGCUUAUUAUACACUUUUGUUACGUUGUCCUUAUGUCAAUUUGAGUGUGUUUGCUUUAGUGUGAUAAUUCCGGAAAGAGCCAAUGUUUCCGUGUAGAAUUCAGCGUGCCAAACACUGUAAGCUAUAGAAGGUGUUCCAUGGUGUCGAGGGUAUGAAUGUGACAGUGUGUGUUGUACGUCGUGUGACUACUAUGAAUCAUAUUCUUUUAUGCGAUUUAUGUCAAAUGAUUGUGAAAGUUUUAAAGAUGAAUCAUCAAAACUGUAUGUCACUGAAUUAAACUUUUAUGAUUCUGUGAAUCAGA
Haliotis rufescens (red abalone) is the source of this 5677-nucleotide messenger RNA. RefSeq names its product probable G protein-coupled receptor 85. Gene Ontology annotation, cellular component: plasma membrane. Gene Ontology annotation, molecular function: G protein-coupled receptor activity. NCBI's taxonomy places the organism in Eukaryota, Metazoa, Mollusca, Gastropoda, Lepetellida, Haliotidae. The record is from RefSeq and is a predicted model, not a curated record. The transcript has 2 exons. The coding region runs from base 3288 to 4781 and encodes 497 amino acids. Gene Ontology annotation, biological process: G protein-coupled receptor signaling pathway.